AUGGAUCUACCACACUCCCAAUCCCAAGGUCAACCUUCAUCUCUUCCACAUCAUCCGGCCUCCGCUCAGAGUCCUUAUUAUUCAUACUCUUACGGUCAAGAUUCUCCUCCUGAAUCCUCCUCGGCCUCAUACCAACGCGCAACCGCCCUCAACACGGCCGCCAACGCAAAUACGCAACCUCAUCCACAAUACGACGACGACUACCACGUCUCGAAUUCUACACACGCGCCGCAGCAGCUGUCGCAGCAACAGGGUCGUUUCACCGAGGAAUGGGGAGCCGCACAGCGUGGACCUUCUGUCCUUCUUGAUUAUCCUCACAACGGCGCAAGCAUGCAGCGCGCCAACUCGGUGCACAGCUUCAAUGCUGGCGACGACUCAGCGCUCCCUGUGCGCUCCAACACUCUCAAGAAAAAGAACUCGCUGCGCCGCAAUGGGAGCCUCAAGCGUAGCAGCAGCCAUCGUAGCAUGAGGGCUGGCAGCGUCAAGAGUCUCGCCUUGCAAUCUACCUCCGAUCCCGAUGAGGCGCACAGUGCUUUCCACUGCCCGGUUCCCACAUCUGGCAACCCGACCGAUGCGCUCGCAAACCGGUUUCAGAACUGGCGAAAGGUGCUCAAGGAUCUCAUCGCAUACUUUCGUGAGAUUCAGACACACUAUGAGCACCGCUCCAAAUCUCUCAUCAAGCUGGCCAAUGUUUCCAACAACAUUUCAGCACCGCCCGGCUUCCUUCAAUCGGCGGGUAUUGAUGAUGCGCUUCAAUCUCUGCGAGUCUACAACAAGAACGCUGUUCUCGAAGCCAACAAGGCUAAGGAGAUUGAAGAUGACGUGAUUCUCGCCCUGACUGGAUUGCGAAGCGAUCUUCAGCAGAAGAUCAAGGAAAUUAAGAACCUCUCGGGUGACUUCAAGAAUUCGGUUGAGAAAGAGAUGGACCACACUCGCAAGGCAGUCAAGACUCUUGGUGAUACCUUGGGGCGGAAUGAGCUUGAUGAGUCGUUGACAACCGGCAAACAAGACCCAUACUUGCUCCGCUUGGCUGUCGACCGUCAGGUGGAACGGCAGAUUGAUGAAGAGAAUUAUCUGCACCAGGCAUAUCUCAACCUGGAGAACUCGGGCCGAGAGCUAGAGUCGAUCGUUGUUGGAGAGAUCCAGAAGGCCUAUAAUGCCUACGCUGGCAUCCUUAAGCGUGAGGCCGACAACUCGUACAGCGUCAUUGGCGAGCUUCGAGACGGCCCAAUUUCCAUGCCCAAGGACCACGAAUGGAUGCACUUUGUUACCCACGACGAGAAAUUCGUCGACCCGACAAUCCCCCUCAGGACGGCGGACCAGAUUCACUAUCCCGGACAGGACCACGAGGCGGCGCAGGAGAUCCGGGCCGGAUUGCUGGAGCGAAAGAGCAAAUAUCUCAAGAGCUAUACAGCCGGCUGGUAUGUACUUUCUGCGACUCACCUCCACGAGUUCAAAUCGGCGGACAAGGCGCAAGCCCCCGUCAUGUCUCUAUACCUUCCAGAACAGAAACUAGGAUCUCAUUCGAACGGAGAGGGCUCUUCCAACAAGUUUAUUCUCAAGGGCCGUCAGACGGGUGGUAUGCACCGUGGACACACCUGGGUCUUCCGCGCCGAGAGCCACGAUACCAUGAUGGCUUGGUACGAGGAUAUCAAGGUGCUCACAGAGAAGACGCCUGAGGAGCGCAGCCAGUUUGUGCGCAGCCAUUCUAGGAGCCUUAGCCGAUCAUCCCGACGGUCAGUUAGUAGCGAUGGACUGGUCGACGAGGAAGACGAGGAGCCCUUCACGGCCGACACCGAAUCCUUCACCAACCCGGGACCGAGGCAACACGAUACGACCCCCCGGCGAUCUCAAGCAGGUGGGCGGUUCCCAUCUGAUAUCCAAGUCAAUGCGCAACGUGGCUUACAGGCCUCUCAUUCGCCUUCUAGUGUAAGCUCCGGGUUCCAGGACAACCACAAGGACUCCUUGCCGCCGAUUGUGACGGGGGCCCUGGUUGGAUCGGCAGCUGGAAACUCUAAACAGAACCGGGAGAAUGGUCUGGGCUAUGGAGCUGUGCACCAGACACCUCUGGACGAGAUGCCCUCGAAUGCUGCCAUUGCCAGCCAAAAGGCACACUAUGAUGGUGUCAACCCUUACACGAGCGAGCCCCGGGAGCAAGACAACAACGGAUACGUCCUUGGUCCUCAGACCUCAACUUACAACCAGACAUCCUACAACGACUCUGCGUCAUAUGACCGGGAGGCGUCUUCUAGCCAGCAGCCAGGCUGGGAUGAUCAUACCAACAGUGGUGCCAAAGCAACCAACUACCGCAUGAUGACAGUUGGAGAAGGAUUCCCCAGACUGGAUGGCGGCGCUGCUGGCGAGUCUCAGCCUUCUACUAACAAGCCGGAAUCUGUGUUUACGGAGCCCGACUCGGUUCUUCUCCGAACAGACGACGAGGAUGAUAUUCCCCCUGUGCGACCUGGUGGCAACAACCGCACUGAGAGCCACAACACUAUUUCCAACCUGCACAUUCCUGGUGGCUAUCCUAAGAGCACUUUUGCGUGAGGUGGACUGGCGCCACUGGGCUUCUCUUUAGUGUGGGCAUUUCGUUACUCGAUUUCCUUUUGGUUGGAGUGUGUAUAUGGCAAGGAAGGGGUGCAGUUUCAAAACAAUGGUCAUGGAUGGAGCGAGUAGUCUCGUUGAGGGUCAGGAGGCGUUCGCUACGAGACGUGUGCUUUGUAUAUCCCUCGUUAGGCAAUGAAUUUUGAGUGUUUGUUUGGAAGCUAUUUAGCGAGUUUCGUAAAUUGAAAUGAAUCAGUG
Molecule: messenger RNA, 2802 nt
Organism: Fusarium vanettenii 77-13-4
Lineage: Eukaryota; Fungi; Ascomycota; Sordariomycetes; Hypocreales; Nectriaceae
Exons: 3
Coding region: 1-2547 (848 amino acids)
Source: RefSeq, a predicted model, not a curated record